AUGACUCGUGGUUUUCUCGGAACAGACCCACUGAAUGACUCCUACAUCAAGAAUGUGAUCGCAAAGUACACAGCCAAGUACACCAGCCAGAGGAAGAAGGGACGUGAGCCAAUGUCGCAACACUCAAUACCGACACAUGCGAUGUUCCGACGAUCCCAGGCUACUUUCAAAGCCAGGAACGUGUUUCUCCCGACCGAACUCAUCUUGAACAUCGCAGAUCAUUUGGAACAUCACAAGGAUAUUCGAGCUCUGCUUUCGGCGUUUCCACAUUGGUACCCAAUGAUCCCGGAAAGCUACUGGAGAAGUCGAUUCAUUGAGGAUAACCAUCUGGAAAGCAGUCAUUUCCCAGCAGCGGAUGCUUUGGAUUGGCAGCAUGUCUAUCUUCAUAGUGACAGGCUGCCACGACCUUCAUUUGGGUGGCGGAAUAGGCAGCACAUCUUGAGUCAACUUGAAGCUGUAAAAGAACGAUUCUUGCGGCGAAUGAAGCAGAAGGGUAUUCAAGAGUGA
Molecule: messenger RNA, 507 nt
Organism: Penicillium crustosum
Lineage: Eukaryota; Fungi; Ascomycota; Eurotiomycetes; Eurotiales; Aspergillaceae
Exons: 1
Coding region: 1-507 (168 amino acids)
Source: RefSeq, a predicted model, not a curated record